This is a messenger RNA of Rhodotorula graminis WP1, 1779 nucleotides long. RefSeq lists its product as uncharacterized. NCBI's taxonomy places the organism in Eukaryota, Fungi, Basidiomycota, Microbotryomycetes, Sporidiobolales, Sporidiobolaceae. Gene Ontology annotation, molecular function: dipeptidyl-peptidase activity. The record is from RefSeq and is a predicted model, not a curated record. The coding region runs from base 1 to 1779 and encodes 592 amino acids. The transcript is spliced from 7 exons.
AUGACCGUCACUCCGACCGUGCCCGGCUCGAACGCCAUCCGCACCACGACUCGCCUCGACAACCUCGUGUUCGACAAGAACGUCGACAUUCCGCUCAAGGACGGCGGCGUGUGCCGCGCCAACGUCUACCGGCCGCUCGAGGCGGGCCGGUACCCGUGCAUCCUCACCAUGGGUCCCUACGGCAAGGACGCGCCGUACUCGCAGUUCCACGUCAAGAGCUUCCGCGAGAUCCCGGACGACCAGAAGGGCCCGCUCUCUGCCUGGGAGACGCCGCACCCCGAUUACUGGGUCUCGAAGGGCUACGUCGUCGUGCGCAUCGAUGAGCGCGGCAUCGGCUCGUCCCCGGGCUUCCUCGACACGAUGUCGGCCUCGACGUCGAGCGACUUUGCCGAGUGCAUCGAGUGGGCGGCCGAGCAGGACUUUUCGACGGGCAAGGUCGGGCUCCUCGGCAUCUCGUACUACGGUGGGACGCAGUGGCGGGUCGCGGCUCGCAAGCCCAAAGGCCUGACGUGCAUCGUCCCCUGGGAAGGAAUGACGGACUACUACCGCGACCGCGUGCGUCAAGGCGGCAUCCUCGCCAAUUUGUUCGUUCACUUUUGGUGGAACAACCAGGUCGUCACGAUGCAGCACGGCAACGGCGAGAAGUCGGUCCGUCGCUGGGGCCCCGAGUGCCUCGAGGGCGUCAUCCCGCCUGAGCAGCUCGCCAAGUUUCGUCGCGACCAGACGAUCGACAACAAGGAGCACCGCUUCCUCGACGAGCCGUACCACGCGAGCCGCACCUACAACCUCGGCGACAUCGACGUCCCGGUCCUCAGCGUCGCAAACCUCGGCGGAAACACGCUCCACCUUCGCGGCAACGUCAUGGGCUACCUCGAGGCGGGCACGUCGAACAAGUGGCUCUGGUUCAUCAGCGGCCGGCACGACCUGCCGUUCUACUUGCCGCACUACGUCGAGCUCCAAACGUCCUUCCUCGACGCCUGGCUCAAGGGCGAUGACGACCGCGGUUGGCUCCAGGGCCCGAACGCCGACGGCGGCGUGCCCGCCGUGAACCUCCUCGUGCGCAAGGGGAACCCGGGCUUCAACUCGACGGCGGCCGAGGCGACCUUCACGAGCAGACCGGAGCGCUCUUGGCCGCUCGAGCGCACCCAGUACGCCAAGUACCACCUCCACUCGGACCUCUCGAUGCGGCGCGACGAGCCGGCUCGCGACAAGGGCCAGCUUUCGCUCGCCGCGCUCGGCAAGAGCGACCCGCUCACCUUCGAGGUCACGUUCGACCGCGAAACCGAGCUCGCCGGGCACCCGCUUGUCCACCUCACGGUCGGCGUCGAGAAGCGUCCCGACGGGUCCGCGCCCAAGGACCUCGACCUCUUUGUCACGCUGCGCCACCUCGAUGCCGACGGCAAAGAGAUCUUCUACACCGGCACCGCCGGUGACCCUGUCCCGCUCGUCAAGGGCUGGCUUCGCGCCUCUCUUCGCGCCAUCGACACCUCGUCGCCUCGUCACCGCCCCUACCUGCCCUACCGCGCCUACCGCAGCACCGACGUGUCGUACCUCGAGCCCGAAACGCCGUACGCGUGCCUCGUCGAGGUGUGGCCGACGUGCGUCGUCGUCGACAAGGGCUCGAGCAUCGUUCUCGAGGUCGCGACGGGCGACACGCAGGGCGCGGCUAUCUUCCUCCACAACGAGCCGACCGACCGCGACGAGGAGACGUUCGCGGGGACGAACACGGUCUGGCUCGGCGGCGAGCACGAGAACUGGCUCCAGCUCCCUCUUGUGUAG